ACCAUGACCGGCAAAACACAGACUAGCAACGUCACCAAUAAGAACGACCCAAAGUCCAUCAACUCCAGAGUCUUCAUCGGCAAUCUGAACACAGCCAUUGUCAAAAAAGGCGACAUCGAAGCAAUCUUUGCAAAGUAUGGGAAAAUAGUUGGCUGCUCGGUGCACAAAGGUUAUGCGUUUGUACAGUACAUGAGCGAGAGGCACGCGAGGGCUGCAGUGGCGGGAGAGAAUGCCAGGAUCAUUGCAGGGCAGCCACUAGAUAUAAACAUGGCAGGAGAACCAAAACCAUACAGACCAAAACCGGGCAACAAGCGGCCACUUUCAGCACUAUACAGACUUGAAUCAAAGGAGCCUUUCCUGUCUGUUGGUGGUUAUGUCUUUGAUUAUGAUUACUACAGAGACGACUUCUACAAUCGGUUGUUUGAUUACCAUGGCCGUGUCCCACCACCACCCCGUGCAGUGAUUCCGCUGAAACGUCCUCGUGUGGCUGUGACAACUACUCGCAGAGGCAAAGGGGUUUUCUCCAUGAAAGGAGCAUCACGAUCCACCUCAAGUGGGGCUUCUUCCUCAGGAUCCAGAUCACCCACCUGUCUUCCCCUGCCCCUUAUGUGGAGUGAUACUGUCCUUGGAAGCGUCACUGGAAGAGGAAGAGAAAGAUCAGUGAAAUCAGAUGAGUUGCAAACAAUCAAGAAGGAAUUAACCCAAAUCAAAACAAAAAUUGACUCCUUGCUAGGGAGACUGGAAAAGAUUGAAAAGCAGCAAAAAGCUGAAGCAGAAGCUCAAAAGAAACAAAUGGAAGAUAAUGCUGAUUUGAUUCAAGAGGAGUGCAUAUCAGAGAAUGCAGAUAACUCUACAGAAGAGCCAAUUGAAGGAGGGCCAGAUGCAGAUGGGGAUGGAGAAGAGAUGACUGAUGGGAUAGAGGAGGAUUUUGAUGAGGAUGGCAGCAAUGAGUUGGUAAGGAAUAACCAUGCCAUGUCUGUCUAUACAGUUGCUACAAGUAACCACAGAGAACCAACAAUCUGGGAAUAA
Messenger RNA from Gavia stellata (red-throated loon), 1029 nucleotides. It is a transcript of the gene RALYL, whose product is annotated as RALY RNA binding protein like. The record is from RefSeq and is a predicted model, not a curated record. Bases 4 to 1029 code for a protein of 341 amino acids. Gene Ontology annotation, molecular function: RNA binding. The transcript has 8 exons. Gene Ontology annotation, cellular component: nucleus. NCBI's taxonomy places the organism in Eukaryota, Metazoa, Chordata, Aves, Gaviiformes, Gaviidae.